Molecule: messenger RNA, 843 nt
Organism: Knipowitschia caucasica
Lineage: Eukaryota; Metazoa; Chordata; Actinopteri; Gobiiformes; Gobiidae
Source: the annotation of a GenBank genome assembly
AUGUCUCACAGAGAGGACAGGUCUCACAGAGAGGACAUGUCUCACAGAGAGGACAUGUCUCACAGAGAGGACAUGUCUCACAGAGAGGACAGGUCUCACAGAGAGGACAUGUCUCACAGAGAGGACACAGAGAGGACAUGUCUCACAGAGAGGACAUGUCUCACAGAGAGGACAGGUCUCACAGAGAGGACAGGUCUCACAGAGAGGACACAGAGAGGACAUGUCUCACAGAGAGGACAGGUCUCACAGAGAGGACAGGUCUCACAGAGAGGACACAGAGAGGACAUGUCUCACAGAGAGGACAGGUCUCACAGAGAGGACAGGUCUCACAGAGAGGACAUGUCUCACAGAGAGGACAGGUCUCACAGAGAGGACAUGUCUCACAGAGAGGACAGGUCUCAAAGAGAGGACAUGUCUCACAGAGAGGACAUGUCUCACAGAGAGGACAUGUCUCACAGAGAGGACAGGUCUCACAGAGAGGACAUGUCUCACAGAGAGGACAGGUCUCACAGAGAGGACAGGUCUCACAGAGAGGACAUGUCUCACAGAGAGGACAUGUCUCACAGAGAGGACAUGUCUCACAGAGAGGACAGGUCUCACAGGGAGGACAUGUCUCACAGAGAGGACAGGUCUCACAGAGAGGACACAGAGAGGACAUGUCUCACAGAGAGGACAGGUCUCACAGAGAGGACAGUGGAUGUCUAUGUCUCAGUGGAUGUCUAUGUCUCAGUGGAUGUUGUGCAGACGUCCAUCUUUAGUCCAAACCAGCAGAGCAGUAGGACCAUCAUCACAGAUCUGAUGUGUGAAACCAGCAGAGCAGUAGGACCAUCAUCACAGAUCUGA